Messenger RNA from Paramecium octaurelia, 1308 nucleotides. The record is from the annotation of a GenBank genome assembly. Lineage: Eukaryota; Ciliophora; Oligohymenophorea; Peniculida; Parameciidae.
UAUGCACAAAUAGCAACCAUAAUAAGAAGCCUAGAAUUUCAAGCCUCAAAUUAAGAAAGCUGAUAGUUUUGAUGAGGAGGACAAACUAGAAGUACAUAAGAAGACUAUGAACCUAGAUAAUCAAAUAGGGCUACGGAAUAAAUGAGGCCUUAAAACUAGAUAUCCUCGAAUACUAUAAAUCGAGUCGACAAUAACAAGAAUUUAAAAAUCCAGCUGAUUUCAUUAAGCAUCGACUCGAUAGUAAAUAUGGGCCUUACUGGUUUGUGUUUAUGUGGGAUCGUAAGGACAACCUAAAUGCCUAAUUCAGUUAUUAUAAUAAUGACGAUAAAGUCUUUGAAUUCGAAGUAUAAAUCCAUCGCUAUCAAGCUUUAUGGAUGGCACAAUUUAAUCUAUUCAUUCAAUCAAGGUCCCCCUGUUAAAUAUUAGCCUCAAUCAAAUGGCCAAACCCUUCCUUAAUUUAACAUGUAUUUUGAACUUCUAAACUUAGGCAAUACAACAUGUAAUCUUAUGAUCAUAAUUAUCCACAAUAAGAUUAACAAUAUAACGGACCAUCAAAAUGGUAAUACUGAUUUUUAAUAAUAUUUAAAAAAUAAUAUGUUUUAAUAGCUAAAAUGACGUACAUCUUCAGCUUAAAUGAAAAAUAUAAAAUAAAAGAGGUGGAAAAUAAUAAAAUGAGAAAACCUCCCUUUGAACAUUGUUUGGAUUGUCCUAUCAUCAUUAAAUUGAUGGAUGCAUGUCCUCUCUCCCCUUUCUGGCAGAUAGUCUAAGAAGAGGGGUUAAGUGGUUUGGCAGAUGCAUCACUACUUUAUGAAUUAUUUAUGGUCAUCAUCUCUUUGGUACCUUGGAUUUGCGGAUUAAUAUUGGGAAUCUUACUAUUGAAGAGACGAGACAUGCGAUCAUUAAUCCGUGUUUUGACUCAUUUGUGUGCUCAUAUGUAAAUAGCAAUAUUAAGUCAAUUAUAGAACUUGCGAUGUUGUCAAAGUAGUUUAUUUCAAAGAGGAUAGACCAGAUGGCUCUUGCUCUUUAAAGUAUGGUCUACCCUCUUGUCAUUCUAUAUUUGCAGGAUUGUACACAAGUUGGGUUUUGAUUGAAAUAUUGGUUAUUGGAAUGAAACUAAAAACUAGACAUAUAAUUGCAGUGAUUUCUAUGUUAAUAGUCCCAUAUUCACGAAUUUACUUGAUAUAUCACACACUAAAAUAAUGUAUCUAUGGUUGGACCAUCGGAUUGAUAUUUGCUAUUGUAGGUUUGACAUUCCAUCAUUAAUGCAAGAAGAGAAGAAAGAAUAAAUAAGUUAAAGUCAAACAAUGA